AUGACGAACUCCCCGUUAAGUACCACUUCAAAUGAACAAUCAAUAAGCUGCGAUAAUGAUGCCACUGAUCACUGUGAAUCACAAUUAGUAACGACGUCGAAGAACUCAUCAGAUGAUUGUCAGUAUAAUAACAACAAUAACGAAUUGAUUGUAACGGAUAAACAUUUUAAUGGUUACGAUCAAGAUGGAGAUGUUCUAACGAUCGAUAUGGAACGAUUGAAUUGUGAACGACAAAUGAAAAUGGAGCAAUUAAUGAAGGAGCAAGAAGAACUGGAUGUUUUGGUGGAAAAAGUAUUUGCAAAACAUGCUCGCGAUCGUAUGAAUAUGGCUGAUACUAUUAAACAAAUGGAGAGUCAUGCCGAAAGUAUCAUUGAUAAUGCAUUGAACGUCCUUCUCAGAUCGUCAUCGAAUUCAACAACAGCCCACGAUCUUGAUCAAGAAGAAUUGGAUGCAGUGCUGCGUCAACGAAGGAUUGAUCUGCAGAAUGAACGAGAACAAUGGCUAAAAACAACCGAACAAGAAGAUAAGUUGUUGUCGGAAUGCGUUUCGAAUGAAGCUGAAGAAAGAAGACGAAAGUCAAUGAACGAAAUUGCGAAAAAGAUGGCUGAGGUGGACCUUCUGGUUUUAUCGAAAUCUGGCAAGGAGCGUGAAAAGUACGAUGUAAUUUGUUCAGAAAUCAUGAACGAUCACAAUAUUCUCGAAGAUUUUGUUGUAUCGAUGCGCGAACGUGCAGAUGAGAGGAGCGUUAUGUUGCAAUCGCAGAUCGAUUUGAUUGAAAGAGCGUUGUUGGACAUAUCGUUGAUUGAGAUGAAUCGAAGAAAUGAGAAAGUUGAUACGAAUGCUGUUAAAGAGGAAUGUUCCUCAGAAACGAACACUGCCACAACAUCACAACCAACGCCUUCUAGCGGACAUCGUUCGAUCAUUCGAGCACACUAUGAAGAAGAAUGUGUUGUGUGUAUGAGCAAUUCAGUGAAACUGUUGAUAUCGCCAUGUGGUCAUGUGUGCUUAUGUGAGGAGUGCGCCACGUCUUUAGACGACUGUCCCAUGUGCAGAACGCGUAUUACGAAUCGUAUUCUUCUUUCUGGCACCAACUGA
Messenger RNA from Anisakis simplex (herring worm), 1095 nucleotides. Lineage: Eukaryota; Metazoa; Nematoda; Chromadorea; Rhabditida; Anisakidae. The record is from the annotation of a GenBank genome assembly.